This is a messenger RNA of Pangasianodon hypophthalmus (striped catfish), 2913 nucleotides long. Its product is annotated as V-set and immunoglobulin domain-containing protein 1. Gene Ontology annotation, cellular component: plasma membrane. The record is from RefSeq and is a predicted model, not a curated record. Gene Ontology annotation, biological process: maintenance of gastrointestinal epithelium; epithelial cell morphogenesis. NCBI's taxonomy places the organism in Eukaryota, Metazoa, Chordata, Actinopteri, Siluriformes, Pangasiidae. The transcript has 7 exons. Bases 112 to 984 code for a protein of 290 amino acids.
CAAAAAAGAAAAUCAUUGUUACAGAGCGAGGAACCUGUGAGUUCGUAAUAGUUUCCUACAGUUUUUUUUUUCCCUAAAAAACUGCUCUUAACAUCUUCAAAACAUCGAAACAUGUCACCACUCGGGACUAUUGUCAUGUUGUUAAGUAUUGUAGGUGGCGCUGUGUCGAUCACGGUGCAGGUUUCUCCAAAGGUUGUCAACGUGACGAUAGGUCAGUCUGCAAGGCUUGAUUGCAAUUUUUUCACCAAUCAGCCCUUGAACAACCUCAUGGUCCAGUGGUCUCUCUACCCGUGGGGCUCUGAGACUCCAGUACAGGUGUUCUUUUAUCAGUCAGGAAAGUAUGUGAUUGGCCAGCAUUUUAAGGACAGACUGAACAUCCUUUCUAAAAUGGGAAGCAGCAUGAACGCCUCCAUCUCCAUCAGCAACAUGCAGACCACAGACGCCGGAACCUACACGUGCGAUGUCCACAACUUCCCUGACAUCGAGGGCACAACUGAGGCUAACAUCAGGGUUCAUGUUUUUGAGAAACCGUCACACCCGUACUGCGCUGUGCAUGGAGACGUGGCGACGGGUCACCUGGUCACCCUCACCUGCCAUUCGGUGCAAGGCAGCCCCUCUCCCACAUACAAGUGGACUAGAAUCGAACAGGGAAUCAGCAAACAAGUGAUGGGCAUUGCAAAUGAGAACACUGGCAUCAUGAACAUCAGAAACAUUUCUCAGUUUGAGUUUGGAACGUAUCAGUGCAACGCCUCCAACGUUGUUGGUUUCUCCAUCUGCACUAUUGAUCUGAACUCAGAGAUGAAUGAUGCAGCGAUAGCAGGCGCAGUGAUUGGGGCCCUGCUGUGUGUUGCCUUCAUCGUGCUGCUGGUGUGGUUCGUCGCUCAUCAUCUGAAGAAGAAGAAACACAAUGCAGCCAAGGCUAGCGCGACACAAGCUGCAGUGAACUAUAAGGCCGUCCCUCCACAAGAAACAGUGUCUGAAUAAGUCACCAGCACAUCUGAGAUACAAACACAAAGAAAGUUUUUUUAACGAUUUUUUUGUUUGUUUGUUUGUUUGUGUCUUUUUUUAGCUAUCGAGAUACUGAAUGAUGUUUCUGUAAUUUGGUUUUAAAAGCACUGACAUUGCCGGAGGCUUUGAAAUAGUGGAGAUUCAGCAUCAAAUGUGUGGUGAAAAUCGAUGUCUUUUUAAAAAAAAUUUCUACAAACAAGAUUUUUUUGUCUUGUUUAUCAGCUUGAUUUUUGUGAAUUAAAAACAAAGAAAUCUAAAUUAGCCUUGGAAAGUUAUCUUCAUGACUGUUGGACAUGCUUUUACUUAAGCGUGGAUUGUAUUUUCUUUUAACUACACACGCAUGUAUGAGAGAUGUCUGAGGCACGUAUCCUGCACGUCCUCAGAAAGUAACGCUACACACGAUGUUCACUUCAGCACAGCUCACACGGUCAGUUAACAUAAAUGUUCCAAAAAUGCAUGCGUUCCUCAGUUGUAGAACAUUUUCAAAUGUUUGUGUCACAUGUGAAAAUGUAAUUCGUUAAGUAAUUACUCAAGUAGUUUUUGCAUCAGAAGACUUAUUUACUUUUUCCCCAGUAAUUUCUUGAUCACUACUUUCACAAGUGAAUUAUUACUACAGUAGCAGGACUUUUACUCGUCAGUGACACUGCUGUGCUCAGAAUGAUUCACUGAUCAAAGAUCUCAUCUGAUUAAUUGUACACACUAACAGAUAAAACAUAAGACAAGAUAAGACUCUUUAGUAAUGCCAGGUGGGAAAUUCCAGGUGGGGAAUCAGUAAUUGUAAACCUAUAAAGUGCACCUUUAUGGAGCAUACGUCAAAUUUUUUACAUCACUAAAUAAUAUUUAAAUUAAGCAAUCUGUUGAUUUAAGAUGCAACAUAGUUUUUGCAUAAGAUGCAACAUUUGUUCGCAUGCUAACUAGUGAAAACACUCAGUAAAGUAUAAGGCUGGUCUCAAAAUCUCUGGAGAAAAUUGUCCAUUAGUUUGUCCCUUCAUUAAUAACCAUUCAAGUCCUUUUGUUAUUUUUCAAGACUUUCAUUUUUAAUAACCGUACUAUGCACUGUGUGUAGAUUUAUUGUGCUAACAAGACAUUCUUUUAAUUCUUUUUUCUACCAAGAUGCAUUUGGGAUAUUCCUCAAAAUGUUAGACAUGCCAGUAAUACGUAUCACUUACUACACAUGACUCUUGAUGUCUGGAAAAUACCCUUGAUGUGCUGGAAAAAGGGGAAAUACAUAGACAGCGUAUAGAAACAGGAAGCAGAUGUGCAGAAUCGCAUCACAUACGGUUACCCACUUCCUCUGACGGUUCAGCUCCGUUUUUUCACACAUUAGUCUGCACUGUCUUCUUCUCUUGCUAUUAUUAUUACAACACUUGGUUAAUAAAAUGCAUGUUGAUAUUAGGACGGUAUAUUUGGUGGACGUGUCCCAUCUGAUCUGUAAAAAUGAACGGUUAACCCUGUGACACAUGAGGCCUCAGUGUAGCAGCUCAGUUUAAGUGGUUUGAGACGUGUCUUUGAUUGACUGUGCAUGAAACAGCAUGUGUGUCCACAAACUUAUCAGCCCAACUACAUCUCAGAAACCACAUAAAAGACCUGAAAGUAGGGCACAAAAAAGUGGCUUAUUGAAAAAGGCUUCUUUUUCAAGGUCAUCGUGGUGCACACACGUUUCUGAUGUAAGGACAUUAUCCACUCCAUAAUCCCCUUUUCCCUCUCCUAAUAUCUUACAGUAGAAAUGCUUCUGUACAUCAUUCACACACUGGCUGCACUUACACUUUGCCUUUGUUUGUGGAAAUGUAUUAGAUUUAAUUCUGAUUAUUUGCUAUAAAACAAGACCUUGUUUGUUCAACCUUUUUUUUUUUUUUUUUUUUUGCUGUGUUCCCAAACCUAUACAUCAACUGAAAACAAAAUAAA